This is a messenger RNA of Bubalus bubalis (water buffalo), 627 nucleotides long. Its product is annotated as 60S ribosomal protein L22-like 1. Bases 151 to 627 code for a protein of 158 amino acids. NCBI's taxonomy places the organism in Eukaryota, Metazoa, Chordata, Mammalia, Artiodactyla, Bovidae. The record is from RefSeq and is a predicted model, not a curated record. Gene Ontology annotation, molecular function: structural constituent of ribosome; RNA binding. Gene Ontology annotation, cellular component: ribosome. Gene Ontology annotation, biological process: cytoplasmic translation. The transcript is spliced from 2 exons.
UGUUUUAAAUAUAUCAGGUGAUAGAAAUGUCACAGAUGCUAUCAAUACUUCAAUCACAACCUGAGAAAGUAUAUAGACACGUGUCUUCUCAAAGUACUCACAUUUAAUUCUCAUUGUACCUAUUGUUUUUCCUAACUUGCAAUUAAGUCUAUGAAACAUACUCAUCAAAUUCCAGGUAACGCCAAAUUACAAGAAAAAGUCAACUUUAAAAAAAAAAAAAAAAAAAAAAAGGCUCCAAUUGGGCAGCAAGCCUUCAAGAUGGAGCAGAAGAAAGACAAGAAGCCUAAAAAAUCAACCUGGAAGUUUAAUUUGGAGUUUACUCAUCCAGUAGAAGAUGGAAUUUUUGAUUCUGGAAAUGUUGAACAGUUUCUGUGGGAGAAGGUUAAAGUGAAUGGAAAGACUGGAAAUCUUGGGAAUGUCAUUCACAUUGAACACUUCAAGAAUAAAAUCAUAGUCGUUUCUGAGAAACAGUUCUCUAAAAGGUAUUUGAAGUACUUUACAAAGAAAUACCUUAAAAAGAACAAUCUUCAUGAUUGGCUUCCUGUGGUUACAUCUGACAAGGAGACUUAUAAGCUUCGUUACUUCCAGAUUAGUCAAGAUGAAGAUGAAUCUGAGUCUAAGGACUAG